Chenopodium quinoa (quinoa) is the source of this 732-nucleotide messenger RNA. RefSeq lists its product as uncharacterized. The transcript has 2 exons. The record is from RefSeq and is a predicted model, not a curated record. The coding region runs from base 1 to 732 and encodes 243 amino acids. Lineage: Eukaryota; Viridiplantae; Streptophyta; Magnoliopsida; Caryophyllales; Amaranthaceae.
AUGUUGGCAUAUGGUACCGCUCCAGAUGCCGUGGAUGAAUAUCUACGCCUUGGUCAAACAACCACUAAGAAGGCUUUGCAACAUUUCUGUCAAGGGGUUAUAACACAUUUUGAAGCUAACUACCUAAGAAGUCCCACAUAUGAAGAUUUAAGGAGAAUCUUGCAUCAAAAUGAAAUGCGUGGUUUUCCUGGCAUGAUAGUGAACGACCAUGAAUACAACUUGGGCUAUUACUUAGCAGACGAUAUUUACCCAAGAUGGGCUACCUUCAUUCAAGGUAUAACACUUCCUCAACUUCGCAAGGACAAAUUAUUUGCUGAUAAACAAGCUGCAGCUCGAAAGGACGUUGAACGAGCUUUCGGAGUUUUACAAGCAAGGUUUGCCAUACUACGACAACCCUCACUUGCGUUUGACGAAGACAUUUUGUGUGACAUAAUGAAAGCUUGUAUCAUUAUGCAUAACAUGAUUGUUGAAGAUGAACGACAAAACUACACUCGAGCCGAAGUUUUGAGAAGGUACUAUGAAGAAGAUCGACCACAAAGUUUAAGACCAAGUACAAGUGCCACAGUGAACAAUAACGAGCCUUUUGAAUUCAAUGUUGGCCGACCUCCUAACGUUGAUUUUGACACGUAUGUUCAGAGAAGAACUUCCCUACGUGAUAGAGAAACUCAUGUUUCUUUAAAAGCGGAUUUAGUAGAGCACAUUUGGAAAAAAUAUGGUUCUAAUGAUGAAUAA